Rosa chinensis is the source of this 990-nucleotide messenger RNA. Its product is annotated as ethylene-responsive transcription factor ABI4. Gene Ontology annotation, molecular function: transcription cis-regulatory region binding; DNA-binding transcription factor activity. NCBI's taxonomy places the organism in Eukaryota, Viridiplantae, Streptophyta, Magnoliopsida, Rosales, Rosaceae. The transcript has a single exon. Gene Ontology annotation, biological process: response to stress; positive regulation of DNA-templated transcription. The record is from RefSeq and is a predicted model, not a curated record. Bases 1 to 990 code for a protein of 329 amino acids. Gene Ontology annotation, cellular component: nucleus.
AUGGACGAAGACGACACAUCCCCACCUCACCCUCUCCAACGCAACAACGACAACGACAACGAAACCGGUGUUGAAACCACCGCCGCCGCAACUACCACACCAACAACGAAUACAACAGAAGCCAAAGACAACAGCAACAAUCGAAAGUGCAAGGGCAAAGGUGGUCCGGACAACAACAAGUUCCGCUACCGCGGAGUGCGGCAGCGGAGCUGGGGCAAGUGGGUGGCGGAGAUCCGUGAGCCACGUAAGCGCACACGGAAGUGGCUCGGGACCUUCGCCACCGCGGAGGACGCCGCCAAAGCCUACGAUCGAGCCGCUAUCAUUCUCUACGGCUCCAGGGCUCAGCUCAACCUCCAGCCCUCCGGUUCUUCCUCCUCUCAGUCCUCCACGCGCGGCUCUUCUUCCUCAUCAUCGUCUUCUUCUUCCAGCCAAACCCUAAGACCCCUGCUCCCUCGGCCCUCCGGCUUCCCAGGCUUCAGCUGUAACUUCGCCGCCUCGGCCCAUCCUUACGGAUUUGUUCCCUACAAUUCUGUUGGGGUUUACCCUAACUCCUCCGCACAGAUGAGUAAUCAGCUGGACAAUUUAAAUCCACAGAUCCAACAGCAAGUUGUGGUGCAGCAACAGUUUCAUCAUUAUCCAUUAUCAUCGGAUUGUUGCGGUGACGUCAUUAACACCACACCAACCUCGUACCCAAACCCUAGUGUCCAUGCUCAUCAGCAAUACCAAGUACACCAGCAACAGGAUUUGAAUCAGAAUCAGAGCUGUACUUCUUACGAGGAUAUGAACUCGAUUGUUGGGUCCGCGGGUUCGAGUUUGUCUAUGUCAUCGCAGCCCAUGGCGGUUGCACCGGCUGUUUCGGAUCCGAUGAUGAUGGCACAAGGCGGACCCAUGUCGCCGAUGUGGCCGCUGACGAACGAGGAAGAGUGUGCCCAGACUCUGUGGGACUACUACGGUGAUCCUUUCUUUUUGGAUUUUAAAGGAUUUGAUUGA